Molecule: messenger RNA, 1407 nt
Organism: Pseudophryne corroboree (corroboree frog)
Lineage: Eukaryota; Metazoa; Chordata; Amphibia; Anura; Myobatrachidae
Product: paraneoplastic antigen Ma2 homolog
Exons: 1
Coding region: 1-1407 (468 amino acids)
Molecular function (GO): nucleic acid binding; zinc ion binding
Source: RefSeq, a predicted model, not a curated record
AUGGAGAAGGUUAUGGAGGAAGAUAUCAGUCGUUGGUGCCAAGAGAAGGGAGUGCAUGUUAACUAUAGUCUGAGUUUGGUUGGGAAUCUUUCCACCGUCAAGGAAGAAGAGGUAUUGAAAUUUAUGGAGCAAGUAUAUGGACUAAGUUAUCCCUGUAUAGUGGAUAAACGGAAGGAGCAGAAUGGAGAAGUGUCGGCUAUGCUCCUCAGUGGUAAGGAUGUAUUGGACAGGACUUUAUUUCCUGGUAUGAUCAUAUUGGAACGAGGAUCUGGGAGGAAAAUUCAAAUAAUCUGGCCUGAAGGACAAAGGUCAGAAGAGGAAGAGGCUACCCAAGGAGAUGAUCAAGGAGCAGGAGAACCUAUCACUGGGGUUAAUUCUGCUGGAUCCUAUAUGAUUCGUGAUGAAACCAAUGCUGCAUCUAGACAACGUACCAGCAGCUCAGAACCCCAGGUGGAAGCUGUAGUCGACAAAGUGGUUAGCCAUUUGGAAAGAUGGCACUUUGAAGGAGGAUAUCGUAGAUUGAGGAUAUUCUCGGGAAUUACUCCUGUACCUGCAGGAGAAGAAACAUACGAUAUGUGGAGGGAGGCUGCCAUCCAACAUUCUGAGGAAUGGCAAUGCCCUGAGCAUAUAAGAAAGCAGAGAGUAGUGGAGAGUCUGCAUGGGCCUGCUAUGAGGGUGAUACAAGCAACCAGGAGGAGCAACCCCAUUGCCACUUUACGGGAAUAUAUUGAGGCUUUAGAUUUCUCCUUUGGAACCUUGGAAGAUGUUGGAGAUAUGUUAGCCAGGCUGAACGGCACUUAUCAAAAUUACGGAGAGACGUUAACCCAAUUUAUAUAUAGAGUGGACCGGUUAAUAUAUAAGAUUGUGGACAAAGGAGGACUUACAUCAGACGUUGUGGAUGAGAGGCGAUUAAGACAAAUAUUGAAAGGGGCUCUUACCAACAGUCCGAUAGCUCAGAAACUUCGUUGUACUAUGACUCCAGCUCGACCCCCCACCUUGAAUGAAUUAGUCAGAGAUGUCAAAUUGGAGGAAGUCCAAAUGGAAAAUCGGGAAAAGUCUAUAAAAAAGGUGAAAGUUGUAUUACCUACUGCUGAUCCCCCUCCUGUGGAUGACAGAUUAUUGAGAAUGAUAGAAGAACAGAACAAGAAAAUCGACCAGCUUAUAGCUCUGCAGAUUAGCCAACAACGAGCCCCCAAUAGGCUGUUGGGUGUAGGAAGAGGAGAUAGAAGAAGUGACUUUAGAAAUGCCUACGAGUGCUAUAGUUGUGGGCAGUUUGGACAUCGGUCGUUUGAAUGCCCCCUAAGGGGGUCUGAGAGGAGGGGAAGUAACAACAAUGAGAGAAGAAGGUCAUGCGAAGGGGGAAACUCCAACGGGAGUGCUGUGGACCCCUCACAGACUCCCCAAUAA